This is a messenger RNA of Drosophila ananassae, 1132 nucleotides long. RefSeq names its product V-type proton ATPase subunit D 1 (gene Vha36-1). The record is from RefSeq and is a predicted model, not a curated record. Bases 107 to 847 code for a protein of 246 amino acids. Gene Ontology annotation, cellular component: proton-transporting V-type ATPase complex. Gene Ontology annotation, molecular function: proton-transporting ATPase activity, rotational mechanism. The transcript has a single exon. NCBI's taxonomy places the organism in Eukaryota, Metazoa, Arthropoda, Insecta, Diptera, Drosophilidae.
CCAGUCAUUCCAGUUGGAGUUUUUUAGUGUUCUUCGACGGUGCAGUUUUCUUGGUGCGCAGCAGAAAAUCGUUUUAGCUAAAUACUCUGAAAAGAAAAACAAAAAAAUGUCUGGAAAAGAUAGGCUACCGAUUUUCCCGUCCCGUGGUGCCCAGAUGUUGAUGAAGGCACGUCUGGCGGGCGCCCAAAAGGGUCACGGACUGCUCAAGAAGAAGGCUGACGCCCUGCAAAUGCGAUUCCGUAUGAUUCUGGGCAAGAUCAUCGAAACCAAGACCCUCAUGGGUGAUGUUAUGAAAGAGGCCGCCUUCUCGCUGGCCGAGGCCAAGUUCACAUCGGGCGACAUCAAUCAGGUGGUUCUCCAGAACGUGACCAAGGCCCAAAUCAAGAUCCGCACCAAGAAAGACAACGUUGCUGGUGUUACGCUGCCCGUUUUCGAGUCCUACCAGGACGGAGCCGAUACCUACGAGCUGGCCGGAUUGGCCCGUGGUGGACAGCAGUUGGCUAAGCUUAAGAAGAACUACCAGAGCGCCGUCAAGCUGCUCGUGGAGCUGGCUUCUCUGCAGACGUCCUUCGUCACCCUGGACGAGGUCAUCAAGAUCACCAACCGUCGUGUGAACGCCAUCGAGCACGUCAUCAUCCCACGCAUUGAUCGUACCUUGGCAUACAUCAUCUCUGAGCUGGAUGAGCUGGAGCGUGAGGAGUUCUACCGUCUGAAGAAGAUCCAGGACAAGAAGCGCGAGGCCAGGGCCAAGGCUGAUGCAAAGAAGGCUGAGCUCUUGCAGCAGGGAAUUGAUGUCCGUGAGCAGGCCAACAUUCUGGAUGAGGGCGAUGACGAUGUGCUGUUUUAAGUAUUCUAUCCGUAUUGGAUUUAUUCCAGCAAUAUUAUUGUUAAACUACUGUUCUGUUUCCAUUUUAAUUCGCAAAUCGCAAAGGCAAGCCACAAAACUAAUUGUACGUAUGUAGCAAGUGUGUUGUAGUCUAUUCCAAUAAGAAAAAAGUAUGUAUUCCAUUUUGUAGUGUAGUGUAAGCUGCGCAAAUCAUGCAUUAAAAACUUGUUGUUUCAUACAAAGCAUAUUGUGUGUAAUUCCUGCAAAAAAGUGCAUCAAAAUAAAGGAAUCUUUCGUUGAAAAAAA